CAGCCGUAGAUUUGCCCCAGCGCGCGCGUAGUGGAGCAGCCUUUCUCCGACGCUGCGCCGUGCAUCACAGCAGACGGGGGCUACGACGCCUGAGAGCGCAGCGUCCAUGAUUUUAGUGGCUGCCAUUUUUUUCUUGCCUUAAUAGCGGCCAAAAAGAUUUGACGUGGACGACCUAGGCCUUGAUCUCUCCUCCUUUCUCACUCUAUUUUUGUCCGAGGCCCGAGGGUGCGACCUUGGCGUCGGCGGUGGCGUUGUGGGCGAUGGCUAAGAGAGCGAACAAGCAGGUAAAUCUCUUCUACUGCGCCGAGUGCGAGGAGCUCGCCAGGAAAGUGGCCCAUCACUCCGACGCCAUCCAGCUCCGGACUAUCUCUUGGAGAAACUUUGAUGAUGGAUUCCCAAAUCUCUUCAUCAACAAUGCACAUGACAUUAGAGGACAACAUGUUGCUUUCCUAGCCUCUUUCAGCUCGCCAGGAGUCAUUUUUGAGCAGAUAUCUGCAAUUUUCGCUUUACCUAAACUAUUUAUUGCUUCUUUCACCUUGGUAUUACCAUUCUUUCCAACUGGCUCUUUUGAACGGGUGGAAGAAGAAGGUGAUGUUGCUACUGCAUUUACAAUGGCAAGAAUAUUAUCAAUGAUUCCAAAAUCCAGAGGUGGUCCAACAAGUGUUGUCAUCUAUGAUAUACAUGCUUUGCAGGAAAGAUUUUACUUCGGUGAUGAUGUCUUGCCCUGCUUUGAAACUGGUAUUCCUUUGUUGUUGCAGCGCCUACACAAACUUCCAGAUGCAGAGAAUAUCACUAUAGCAUUCCCAGAUGAUGGUGCAUGGAAGAGAUUUCACAAGCUAUUGUUGCAUUUCCCAAUGGUGGUCUGUGCAAAGGUUCGCGAGGGUGACAAAAGAAUAGUUCGAAUUAAAGAAGGAAACCCUGAAGGCCGGCAUGUUGUUAUUGUUGAUGAUUUGGUACAAUCUGGUGGGACACUUAUUGAAUGCCAGAAGGUCUUGGCUGCACAUGGUGCUGGGAAGGUCAGUGCGUAUGUCACUCAUGGCGUGUUCCCAAACAAAUCGUGGGAGCGAUUUCUGCACAAGGGAUCAGAAUACCAAUUUGCUCACUUUUGGAUAACUGACUCAUGCCCACUGACAGUGAAGGCCAUUACUGAUAAGCCUCCUUUUGAGGUCCUCAGCCUUGCUGGCUCGAUUGCUGAUGCCCUUCAGAUCUAAAGUUCAAUCAAAACCCUGCUAGAUUGUAGUUGCAGGCUUGUGAUCUUCCAAGUGUUCAAAUGAACUGACUUUAUUUUCAUGGAAUGAUCCUCAAUAAAUGAUUCUCAGAUCAGUGGAUCUCUGUAUACGAAUGUUCAAGUUCUGUCACUGUUUGCACUCUUUAGUAGGGUGAAAAAAAUGGUUUCGCCAGUUCGUCCGAGUUGAUUUGAUCUUUUUUUCCCUUCGGAUCGACUAAUGUUGUUGUUGUUGUUGUUGUUCAGAAUUAAUUGAGAGAAUUUCUGGCUGUUGUGACUUUUAUCUGCUAAUCUAGAACAAAGUUGCUUGUC
This is a messenger RNA of Zingiber officinale, 1537 nucleotides long. RefSeq names its product ribose-phosphate pyrophosphokinase 4-like. Gene Ontology annotation, cellular component: cytoplasm; ribose phosphate diphosphokinase complex. Gene Ontology annotation, biological process: 5-phosphoribose 1-diphosphate biosynthetic process; purine nucleotide biosynthetic process. The transcript is spliced from 7 exons. The record is from RefSeq and is a predicted model, not a curated record. Gene Ontology annotation, molecular function: magnesium ion binding; ribose phosphate diphosphokinase activity. Lineage: Eukaryota; Viridiplantae; Streptophyta; Magnoliopsida; Zingiberales; Zingiberaceae. Bases 261 to 1211 code for a protein of 316 amino acids.